AUGACCGAGAGGAGAAGAAGACAGGACCUCACUCAAAAGUUCAUAGCACUCGCCGCCACCAUCCCCGGCUUGAAGAAGAUGGACAAGGCGACUGUCCUUUGUGCGGCGACCGAUUACGUGAAGCGACUUCAAGAGCGAGUGAGAGAACUAGCCCAGGAAGCGGUUGAGGUUCCAGAAAUGGAAGUGAGGGUUCUGGAGAAUGAAGUUCUGGUUCGGGUUCAGUGCGAGGGCCGACGAGAUAUGAUGCGGAAGACGGUGGAACUCCUUGGACACGUUCAUCUCUCAGUCUUAUGCUGUAACUCUCUGGCUUUUGGAAACUCUGCUUUGAGCAUCACCAUUGUUGCUCAGAUGAAGGACCAAUACAAGAUGAAGGUGAAUAAAGAGACAAAGGAAGGGGGAUUACGAUAG
Messenger RNA from Neltuma alba, 408 nucleotides. RefSeq names its product transcription factor bHLH19-like. Gene Ontology annotation, molecular function: protein dimerization activity. The transcript is spliced from 4 exons. Bases 1 to 408 code for a protein of 135 amino acids. The record is from RefSeq and is a predicted model, not a curated record. Lineage: Eukaryota; Viridiplantae; Streptophyta; Magnoliopsida; Fabales; Fabaceae.